This is a messenger RNA of Petromyzon marinus (sea lamprey), 2374 nucleotides long. RefSeq lists its product as uncharacterized. NCBI's taxonomy places the organism in Eukaryota, Metazoa, Chordata, Hyperoartia, Petromyzontiformes, Petromyzontidae. The record is from RefSeq and is a predicted model, not a curated record.
GCGGAAACGGUUGCGCAGUCGGAGUGACCCCCCCCUUGUGUGUGUGGUUACCGUAGGGCUGCUGCUGCUGCUUCUGUUGUUUCCCGGCUACUGCUAACAUCCCACGUCUUCGGACAACACAGCCCUCGCUCGCUGUACCAUGUACUGCUAUACAGCCCGUCGUAGAUGUUUUAUUCGCGAUCGCCGGGACACGAGAGAGUACUCGAUUCGAGCGAGUCACGCUGCCGUCACUUGGCAAUGGGGAAGUCGGGAGAGGCGGAAGGCGCGGGCCAAAGCAGCUGACGCUGGCGACUCGGGUGUUGUACAAACCACGCGGCUUGGCUGCUACAAGUUGAAACCGCCUCGGAGGAGCCAUUAAAUGUGUUGCAAAACGUGAACACGCACUGCGACCCCACGUUCGAAUGCAAUGCACAGCGGAAGAGACUGUGGCGCAUCAAUCAAACGCAUAUUAUUCAAUCCCGAACUACCAAGCGCAAUGCAGGCUGAGUUCGGCUACGACGCGACACGCAGCCUUUUCGGCGCAAGCAUGCCGACCCACGAGUGGUUCCAGGGCACUGGUACAUGCGGGAGCUUGUGGGACGAGCCCUGGGCCGACCCGCUGGGGCCCCAGCGACCCGCACACGAUCCCAGUGACAAACCUGGGGAGGUCUCCGCCGCCCCAGUUUGGCACUCGAAUCAACGGCGUGCGAGUGGGCGAGUCGCAUCACUCUACGGCGACUCUGACCACAACUGCAACAUGAAGAUGGAGGAUGGCGAUCUGAACAGUAACCGCAUCACCGAUGACAUCUUGGACAUUUGUGACGCGUACAACAGUGGGCCUCGUCCGUCUGCAAGUGACGCCAUGAACUUUAGAUCAGAAAGUUCAGUGCAGGUGGGGACACAUUUUUCCGAAGAUGGAAGUGCCAUGAGGCUUGAGAGUGGCAUUGAUAUGUUGCCGUUAACCAACGAGGUGUCUUCAUUUUGGGAUGUUCUGUAUGAGGAUGAAACCGAUUCCAACUAUGCGUUGAGUGAGUUUGUCUUUGAGGACAUAUUUUCCCAGGGUGCGGACAUCAUCGAUGCACAACCUACGAGGCCAAUAUAUUCGGAGAGCCAUGGAGGAAUGUUAAAUGGUGGCGAGCAAGCGACAGAAGGUGUGGAAUUGGCAGAAGACGUUGGGGAAGCCGAUGGUAGCAAUCCGCCGGCGGCGGCGGAUGGCAGUGGUGAAACUGCGUUUGCGGGAAACGCCGAUUUUUUGUCACACGAUGCGAUUGUCCCCAACGCCAGUCCAUCCCGCCUGGAGCGGGAUGAGGUGGUGAAAGCUGGCACGAGUGAGGAAAGUUCUACAGGAGGUCGAGACGAAGGAGGAGGAGGCAGAAAGCGGGUGGUGCGUAGCAGGAAACGACAGAAGGAUACGGGAAAGGAAAAGGAGGGACUCUUGACCACACUCGCGGCAAGGAAUAAAUAUCUUAAAGCAGAAGCCGAGCGUCUUACUGAGGAAGUGGCCGCAGCCAAACGUCGACUCAUCGCCUCCAUUGUUGGCUCCCCUUGAAAGAAGCAAGUGUAAUUGUCAGACUGGUCAUGAUUUCACAACUUACAUUGGUUUAGUAAAGUUUUAGGAACGCUAAUGGGCAUAUCAAGAAUCCUAAAUGCCACAUUAAUAAUUACUCGAACAAGAUGUGGGGGAGUUUAAAACAAACAUUUGUGACCUACAAGAAAGUUGGAGCACGCAUUAGGAAAUCAAUAACAGCCUCAGUCUGCACUCUCCACUGAGGUACAGAUUUGUAGGUUCAGUUCCCACUGAAAAUACCGAAAAUUGACGUCCGUUUUUUAAGUAGACUUGACCAUAGCAUGCUUAUAUUAUUAGAACAUCGGUUAAGUGUAUACUUUAUAACCUACUAAUAGCUUAUAAAGAUGAUUUUUAAUUAUCACCUCGUUUACAAGCAAGACCUUUGUAACCCAGUUAUGUUGAGUGGUAGGUAUUGUUGGUGAUUUCUAAUGUUAGUUUUCAAAUGUAUGCUCCGUACUGUAGAAGGUAGGCACACGCCAAUUUUCAUGUUGAAAUACAAAUACUGCAUUUGAAUGUCACAACUUAAAAAAAAACUACGGUUCCUUUCACUACAUUUGACCAAGUCUCACUUUUCAAAGAUAGUGAAUCUCAACCUAUCCCAAAAAUAUUUGGAUAAAUAUUUACUGUUUAUGUUUAUAUAUACGAAUCUGUUGUACUGUAAUAGUUGUAUACUGUAGUUCUAUUAGCCUCUCGCAUGUUAAAUGGCUAAACAAUUAUAUCAUUGCCGUUAAGGCUAUGGUAAUCGGUGUUUUUUUUAUGUUGUGUCUUUAUUCAUGGUGAACAUGUAUCCUUAAUUACACCCAAUUAAACAAACUUGGAAGUAAGAAA